AUGAACUACUUUUCCUAUUUGUUCAUUCUUGUCAACUUCCUCAUAGCUUCGACUUCGGCCUUGUUCAUGGACUUGCCAGCGCUUCCAAACCCGGAACGUGUGUGUGUGCGUGACUUCGUGCAAGAAGAGCAGUUAGUUGUGGUGAACAUCAAGACUGACGGUAGAGUUGGAGAUGGUCAGAGAUUGGAAUUGCAGAUUGUCGAUUCCAUUGGUAAUAAGCACAGACAUAAGCAAGAUGUCGCUGGUACUUACAGAGUUGCUUUCACCAGUCACCACAAUGCUGCCUUCGAUGUAUGCUUCACCAACCACGUAGACAAAUCAUACAAGGGCCAUAACGGUAAGUUCUCUCGUGAAAUUGAGUUGGAAAUCGAGUCUGGCGCUGCAGCCAGGGACUGGAACGCCAUCCAGGCCACUGAAAAAUUGAAGCCUAUUGAACUUGAGUUACGUAAAGUGCAAGAAAUGACAGAAGAAAUCGCCACCGAGUUGCAAUACUUGAAGAGAAGAGAAGAAAGAAUGAGAGACACCAACGAAUCCACCAACUCCAGAGUGAAAUGGUUUUCCAUCCUUGUCAUCGUCUCGUUGGUAGGCUUGGGAGGCUGGCAAAUUCAAUACUUGAGACACUACUUCAAGGUCAAGCAUAUCAUUUAAUCGGAGCUUGCAGCCACUGGCUUGAAAAUGUUGAAUGUAUGCUUUUCUGAAAACUGUAUCAUAGAUCCAUGUCCGUAUUGUGUUAUCGCUUAACGAACGAUAGGGAGAAUGUGAAGAUCAGCUCAUUCCUCAUGAUGUGUUCUCCUUUAUUACUAUUCCUACCUUUACAAUAUACAUACAACAUCUAAAA
Molecule: messenger RNA, 838 nt
Organism: Scheffersomyces stipitis CBS 6054
Lineage: Eukaryota; Fungi; Ascomycota; Pichiomycetes; Serinales; Debaryomycetaceae
Gene: ERV25
Product: Erv25p
Exons: 1
Coding region: 1-648 (215 amino acids)
Biological process (GO): endoplasmic reticulum to Golgi vesicle-mediated transport; intracellular protein transport; Golgi organization
Cellular component (GO): endoplasmic reticulum; Golgi apparatus; endoplasmic reticulum-Golgi intermediate compartment
Source: RefSeq, a predicted model, not a curated record